Messenger RNA from Strongylus vulgaris, 1056 nucleotides. Lineage: Eukaryota; Metazoa; Nematoda; Chromadorea; Rhabditida; Strongylidae. The record is from the annotation of a GenBank genome assembly.
AUGGCUCCCGCUGGCGCGAAGUUCCUCGGUCCAGUCAUCCUAGAAGUGCCCCAUUUCGCUUCUCUACGAGAUCGCGAACGUGAAAUAGUCAUCCUGCGCUCGGAUGACGGCCAACACUGGAAAGAACACCAACUCGAAGCGACCGAAGACGCCGUGCAGGAGGUACUAAAUGAGUCAUUUGACGCUGAAGAAUUGGCCCAACUCGAUGAUCUCCAUACGCCUAGAAUUACCCGGAUACUCACUAAUGACUUCCCUAUGUAUUUUGCUGUUGUGACGAGAGUUCGCCAGGAGGUGCACUGUGUUGGCCCUGAAGGUGGUGUGAUCAUGUCAUCGGUGGUACCACGUGUACAAGCCAUCUUCCCCGACGGAUCUCUCACGAAGACGAUCAAAGUGUCGGUACAAGCGCAACCGGUACCCCAAGAGAUGGUCACUAGACUGCAUGGCAACCGAGUAGCGGUGUCACCGAUUGUGACUGUCGAACCGAGGCGAAGAAAAUUCCACAAACCGAUCACUCUAUGUAUCCCAUUACCACAAAGCAGCAACAAAGGGAUGCUUACCCAGUAUUCGGGACAACCUGGACAAGAACCACCAACCCUACGAUUACUGUGCUCCAUAACUGGGGGAUCCGCUCCAGCUCAAUGGGAAGAUAUCACCGGAACAACUCAACUCACCUUUACUGGAGAUGAUGUGUCCUUCACCACCACGGUUUCUGCUCGUUUUUGGCUAAUGGACUGUCAAACUCCACGAGAUGCGGCAAGAAUGGCCCAAGAAGUCUACAAUGAAGCAAUCGCUAUCCCUUACAUGGCCAAAUUUGCUGUGUUUGCUAGGAGGACGUUCCCGGUUGAGGGACAGUUGAGAGUGUUCUGCAUGACAGACGAUAAGGAAGAUAAGACCUUGGAAAAGCAAGAACACUUCAAAAUGAUUGCCAAAUCCAGAGACGUUGAGGUCCUGAAAGGAAAACACCAAUUCUUGGAGUUUGCUGGAAAUCUUGUGCCAGUAACGAAGAGCGGAGAUCAACUUAGCUUGUACUUCUUACCAUUCCAAGAGAAUCGCCUU